Oppiella nova is the source of this 692-nucleotide messenger RNA. The record is from the annotation of a GenBank genome assembly. NCBI's taxonomy places the organism in Eukaryota, Metazoa, Arthropoda, Arachnida, Sarcoptiformes, Oppiidae.
UUAAAUAAACAAAAUUUUGUGUCAUUUUUGUGAAUCAAUUGUGUUUUGGUUGUCAAACAUAUUGUCAUCAUUUGUCACGUUUUACUCCAAUCGACACAAUCAUCACAAUUAGUGUGACAUUCAAUACAUUGAUUGCAGUUUACGUACAAUUGAUAUGAUUUACAAAACAAUUGACUAAUUAUUAACUUUGGGAUCAAUUGACAAAGUUUUGGUCACUUUUGAUAGUUUGAAGUAUACAUUGAAUUAGUGGACCAAUUAGUGGACCAAUUAGUGGACAAUUAGUGGACCAAUAGGUGAUAAUAGUUGAGUGACAGGUGAUGUCAAAGAUGGUCAUAUCGAGCGGUUUAUACUAUAGUCUCACUUCUGGAGCCCUGGCCUCCACGGCCUCAUUCUUCGGCAAACUAUCAAUGAGUCCAUCCAUUUGUUGCCAUCUAUUCAAUAGUGGGUAUCAAUUGAGUGGUGUAUCAAAUGGUGGCAACGAUUGGUGCCAUUCUUCGCACACAUCACUCGCGUUAAAGACAUUUCAGAUGUUUAUGUUUGGCGCAAUGAUAGUCACAAACCUCUUAAUGUGGACUCAAUUCACGAAAGCUCUUAAGCGAUACACCAAUUCAUUGCAUGUGAUAGUUGUCAACACUUCCACAAACUUCUUCAUAACUGCAAUAUAUGGCUCAUUAUUUUUCGGUGAAGUCUUG